GUAGAUAACUACCAUAUGCAGACCACUCCUCCGACCUCCGGGGCAAAUGGAGCUCACUGACCGCCAAACUUUCACCUCGGCAACAGCUCAUCUACGUACGGCCCGAAUAAACAUCGAACCCAGAAACUCUCCCCAAACUAAUUUCCGAAAUCUUACACACCCACUCGCACCCUCCCCUCCAAAGCGGCGCCAUCACCGCGCAACCCCCAAAGGAAAGAUACGGAGCGGAAAGUCCUAGCAUGAGCCGUCAUGCGAUGGCCGCCAUGGGCUUCCAACACGCAAGCCUCCAACAAUGACCACCCUACCACCACCAACAACAAUGACCCCAAGAACCUACUCGACUGGAGCGCCUUCACCGAACUCCGCACCCUCAUCCCAACUCUAGUUCUCACAACUGGCAUCCUCAGCGCCUUCACCCUGCACCGGAACUACCUCCGCCGGUUCCCCACAGCAGUCAACAUCACGCCCGCAUAUUACCGUCGCCGCAGCAUCCUGGGAAAAGUAACCAGCGUCGGUGACGGCGACAACUUUCGCAUCUAUCAUACACCCGGCGGAAGACUCGCGGGUUGGGGCUGGGUACCCUGGAAGAAGGUUCCCACGACGCGAAAGGAAUUGAGAGAUCAGACUAUCCAUGUCCGGAUAGCUGGUGUCGACGCCCCCGAACAAGCGCACUUCGGACGCCCCGCGCAACCCUUCGGCAAAGAAGCACACGAGUGGCUAACGGGGUACUUGAUAAACCGGCGCGUGCGGAUAUAUGUGCAUCGACAGGACCAGUAUCAGCGUGUGGUGGCGACGGUGUUUGUGCGGCGGGCGCUGGAUUUCCCGGUUCCGUUUCGCAGGCGCGAUGUCGGGUAUGAGAUGCUGAGGAAGGGGUUGGCAACAGUGUAUGAGGCGAAGGUUGGGGCGGAGUUUGGGGGUGAGGUGAUGGAGAAGAAGUAUCGGAGUGCGGAGUGGUGGGCGAAGGCGAGGGGGUUGGGGCUGUGGAAGGGGUUCAAGAAGAAUAGGGAUGCGUGGGAGAGUCCGAGGGAGUUUAAGACUAGGACGGGGAUGGAAGAUGUGGGGGAGGGGAAGAAGUAGGGUGGCUUCUACUUAUUCUUUGUUGAUAUUGGUGAUUGUGUUGUGCUUUUAAUUUGCAAUCGGAGGCGUUCGUGUGCUUUGGGGGGGUGGUUGCAUGAUGCAUAAGUUCUGAUGAUGAUACGGCUGAUACUGAUAGAUAUCCUUGUCGUUAUGUAUGUCUCUGCAUUGCGCAGCUAAUCUUUUGGUUGUAUAUUCGGAAAGAUAUAGAUAAUAGUCUGGUCAUCCACCGUUGCAGCACUC
Messenger RNA from Aspergillus welwitschiae, 1317 nucleotides. RefSeq names its product thermonuclease family protein. NCBI's taxonomy places the organism in Eukaryota, Fungi, Ascomycota, Eurotiomycetes, Eurotiales, Aspergillaceae. The record is from RefSeq and is a predicted model, not a curated record. Bases 250 to 1077 code for a protein of 275 amino acids. Gene Ontology annotation, cellular component: cytoplasm; mitochondrion. The transcript is spliced from 2 exons.